AUGGAUCAAAAUUUUAUUAUGGAUUAUGGAAGCAACAGAAUGGUAGUCCUUUGGAAGGACUUCUGUCAACUAGCUACGACUACGGAUUUGGUGGAGUGCAAGAGUUUGAUUGGAUUGUGCAUGGACAAUCUCAGAUUUUGGGGAGCUAAGAGUGGAUCUUGGUCUGCAAGACGUUUUGUAUCUGUUUUAGACAUAAUGUCUAUAACGAUUGUAGUGGCGAAAUUUUGGGAAGAGUAA
Molecule: messenger RNA, 237 nt
Organism: Ilex paraguariensis (yerba mate)
Lineage: Eukaryota; Viridiplantae; Streptophyta; Magnoliopsida; Aquifoliales; Aquifoliaceae
Source: the annotation of a GenBank genome assembly